Messenger RNA from Microtus oregoni (creeping vole), 753 nucleotides. It is a transcript of the gene Clrn1, whose product is annotated as clarin 1. The record is from RefSeq and is a predicted model, not a curated record. Lineage: Eukaryota; Metazoa; Chordata; Mammalia; Rodentia; Cricetidae. Gene Ontology annotation, biological process: equilibrioception; sensory perception of sound. The coding region runs from base 1 to 753 and encodes 250 amino acids. The transcript has 5 exons.
AUGCCGAACCAGCAGAAGAAAAUCAUCUUUUGUAUGGCCGGUGUGCUGAGCUUUCUCUGUGCUCUCGGAGUCGUGACAGCAGUGGGGACCCCACUGUGGAUUAAAGCCACUAUCCUCUGCAAAACGGGGGCUCUGCUUGUCAAUGCCUCAGGGGAGGAGCUGACCAAGUUCAUGGGCGAGAUGCAAUAUGGGCUUUUCCACGGAGAAGGCAUAAGGCAAUGUGGGUUAGGAGCAAGGCCUUUCCGGUUCUCAUGUGACUCCAUGAAGGAGAGUUACUCUGUGUGGGAAGAGGAAGGUAAGACUGGAGUCUUCCCAGAUUUGCUCCAAGCCAUCCCCGUGAGCAUCCACGUCAAUAUCAUUCUAUUCUCCAUGAUUCUGGUCAUCUUAACCAUGGUGGGGACAGCCUUCUUCAUGUACAAUGCUUUUGGCAAGCCCUUUGAAACGCUGCAUGGCCCACUAGGGCUAUAUCUCGUGAGUUUUAUUUCAGGCUCCUGUGGCUGUCUUGUCAUGAUAUUGUUUGCCUCUGAAGUGAAAAUCCACCGCCUGUCGGAAAACAUCGCAAACUUUAAAGAAGGGACCUAUGCCUACAAGACGCAAAAUGAAAACUAUACCACCUCGUUCUGGGUGGUCUUCGUUUGCUUCUUUGUUCACUUUUUGAAUGGGCUCCUGAUACGGCUUGCUGGAUUUCAGUUCCCGUUUGCAAAAUCUAAAGACACGGAGACUACCAAUGUGGCUGCAGACUUAAUGUACUGA